AUGCAAUCCAUUGCCCAAGUCCAAAACGUCCAAAAGAUCAACGCCGUCUCCACCGGCAAGGUCGUCAACGAAAAGUCCAUGAUGGUCUGGAGACCGCACGGCAACAAGAUGUUCGAGACCUUCUCCUUCUUGCCGCCGCUCUCUGACGCCGACUUGUCCAAGCAAGUGCAAUACUUGUUGAACAACGGCUGGACUCCGUGCCUCGAAUUCGAGGACCCGGCGCACGCCUACACUGACGGUCACGGUAACUCCGGUUUGGACUCCUCCAUCAACACCAACUACUACGACAACAGAUACUGGGUCAUGUGGAAGUUGCCGAUGUACGGUUGCAACGACCCGUCUGAAGUCCUCACUGAAGUGAAGGCUUGCGUCAAGGCGUUCCCGAACUGCUACGUCAGAUGCGCCGGCUUCGACAACAUCAAGCAAGUGCAAUGCCACUCCUUCUUGGUGUACAGACCGAAGUUGUCCCCGAUGGAGGGUGGUGCUAGAGAUGUCGCCGACAGACAAAUCUAA
Bathycoccus prasinos is the source of this 513-nucleotide messenger RNA. RefSeq lists its product with no specific name. The coding region runs from base 1 to 513 and encodes 170 amino acids. Lineage: Eukaryota; Viridiplantae; Chlorophyta; Mamiellophyceae; Mamiellales; Bathycoccaceae. The record is from RefSeq and is a predicted model, not a curated record. The transcript has 2 exons.